Molecule: messenger RNA, 1510 nt
Organism: Columba livia (rock pigeon)
Lineage: Eukaryota; Metazoa; Chordata; Aves; Columbiformes; Columbidae
Gene: CCDC107
Product: coiled-coil domain containing 107
Exons: 6
Coding region: 188-1102 (304 amino acids)
Biological process (GO): synaptic transmission, cholinergic; protein localization to cell surface
Cellular component (GO): neuronal cell body; intracellular membrane-bounded organelle; neuron projection
Source: RefSeq, a predicted model, not a curated record
CCUAAGGAGUUUCCCGCCCACGCCGGCCUGUUCUAGAACCUUCUCCACCAGCGAACCGAGCCCCGCGGCGGCGCGGCGCGAGGAGCCCGCUGGGGGGCGCUGCGCCGCCGGGCGGGGAGCGGCAGCCGCGCGGGCGUCUCUCCGUCCCACCGGGCGGCGGCUCGUUGGCAGGGGGGUGGCGGCGGCCAUGGUGCUGUCGGUGGUGCAGCAGGCGGUGGUUUCGGUGGUGCUGGUGCUCUGCGUCUUCGUCGCCAUGCCCAGGAUCUUCGGGGGAGGGGGCGGGCGGGCCGGCCGGUCUCCGCGGGGCGGCAAGGCCGGCCCCGGCCAUUACGAUCCCCGCCAGCACCGCAGAGGUAGUCCUCAAACAGUUCCUCAAGUUCACCUGAAUCCAGGAAAUUCUGACAGUUAUACUUACCAGAGUAUUCAGCAGAUGAGAAAUGCAAUGGAAAAAGAAAUAAAGAAUGAGAGAACAAAAGGAAAUGGUAGAGAGUUAGCCUUCACGCUCAUGCCGUUGUAUGCUCUUGGAGUGGGAGUGUUUGCAGCAUACAAAUUUCUUAAGAUGAAGUCACAUGAAGAAAGUGCCUCCAAAAAGGAAAAAAGUACAGAAGACAAGGCAAAGGAAACAGAGCAUCAGCUUUUAGAACUGGAGCAGCACCUUGCACAGACAGAGAAAAUGUUAAAUUCCUUAUUGACUCAGUUGGAUCCACUAUCAAACUGUGUUAAUGCUUUAGCUUGUGAGCAGAAGGAUGAAAUAAUGACACAGCUUCAAUCGAUUAGAAGACUGAUGAAAGAAAGUGGAUUGGAUAAGUCGGAAAACAAGAUGAAAGAUGCUAGCCACAUUUGUACCGAGAAACUUGAAGAUCUCAUUCAGUCAUUUGCUGAACAUUCUCAAGGGAAAGAAAUGGAUGACAGAGAAGAUGACAGCAAUGAAGAUUUGCUUGAAGAUGUUGAUAAUGAUGACAAAAUAGAAGAGCAUGAAUUAUGUGAUGAAUGUGAAAUACUUCAGUUUGAGACAGAUGAGAUAGAAGACCAAGAAAUUAUAAAGAAAGAUGCCAUUGAAUCAGAAGAGAUAGGACUGAGGAGACGUAAUAGAUAUGAAUGAAAUCUACAUAUGUAAAACUUUCAGAAGUUUAUGAAAUAUUUUUUUCUAAGGUAUGCACUUUAAACUGUUUUGAAUGAAGUUAUGUGCACUGCUAUAUGCUUUAAAAAGAUGGGUGAAAUACUGUCUGUGCUCUUAUCUGAUGGUUCUGUAACUGACUUCAGUGGCAGCAGAAUUUUACUCGGGAUGUUUACAUAUUUUUUUCUAUUUAUUUUUUCUUAUAAAAAUACUAGUGUACUCUGUAUAUAAUGCACUGUAAUGAUAUCUGAUGCUUCACUAAAAUAUUAGAAUAUCUUGUAAUUAAGACUAUAAAGAAUAGAUGUUUCAUAAAUGUUUUGUAACUAGUAAGCACGAUGCCACUUGAACCGUAACUUUCUUGAGUUAAUUAAAGAGCGUGCACUGAUGAAUUUA